CCCUCCCUCUCUCUCAGAUAUGUUCAUCAUGCUCCAAAAUCCACCAUGACUCACUACCAGAACUUGCUCUUCCUCAUUUCCAGUCAAAAUUAUACACAGACGAACACGAAACUCAAAUAGAAUGCAUUUAUAACAUCAUCAUCAGCAACGAAGUAAACUUUACAAAACAAUCCUGAGAUUGUAUUUUGUUUGCUGUUGGCAGUGGCGUGUUCAGGGAGUGGCCUAGGGUGGCACGGUCGAAUAGAUUUGACUUCCUGUAAGUAGAAGAGAAGGUAUGAGGAUAUAAUGUGUAUUAUCGGCAUAGCACAGCUAUGCUGUCAGAUGUCUGAGAAAAAACUAGUCAAACUGGAAAGUUUUCGGACACAGAGAAAGAUGGGGGGAGGGAGAAAGAGACAGAGAAGCACAAGCGUUUAUAGAGACGCGCGCGCGUGCGCAUACAACCCUAAAUCGUAGACACAAUCUUCUCCAAUCAGAGGUUCAACUCUGCACCAUGUGGCUCUCACUCCGGAAUAUCAACAAACGGUAAAGUUCGACCACCGAGCAACUAGUUAAGUUUUUCAUGUCAGACCCUAUGGUUACACCGAUGCUCCACCUCAAUGUCUAAACGUUUUUUCAUAUUCGUAAUGAAGUCUGCGUUGUUCUGUGUGUUGGUGCCUUUCUUGGUUUGUGUAGCUGUAGUGAACAUCGGUGUCUUCGACCGCGUUCUAGUGGACAUAUCCUAUGAUCACUACGCAGAAAAAACGGUUGACUUCUUGCCUAGUUUCUUGGCAAUGCCUUUCAACUCUCUGAUAAACGUGGGAUAUAUUUACAUGGGAUUGUACUGGCUAUUUCAACGGACAAAGGACAAAGGUGACACCGAUGCUUCGCUUUAUGUCAAAGACGUCUUCGCUUUCAUGGCCAUUUUUUACGCACCUGUACAGUGGGUCCGCCUAGCGACGCUGGGCCGUGUACCCGCCGUGUUGGAUCAAUGGUUCACUCUACCGAUUUUUGCCUGGGUACCUGUGUGGUGCCAUUUCAUAGAGCACGGUUGGCGGCCACGCAUCGCUGCAACUGUCGAACUUUGCUCCAUCUUCAGCUAUGCCUUCGCUUUGGCACACGAUUUGGGAUUUGAGGUGGCACUCGCGUGCCAUGUCGUAUUUGCCCUUUACAAAGGCGCCAGUGUCCAUCUCAAAUACGGAGACUCACUAUCCCGGUGGUACCUGGGUCUUGCUUCACUGUCUUGUUGUGGGUUCGUGAUUCUCAAGCUCUUGGAUCACACCCUAGCGCAAUACCGACCGUUCCAACACCUGACGGGGCACUUCUGGUCCAAAGUGUGUGACAUUUUACAGUUCCACUAUAGCUUCUGCUUUCUCACACACCUGGCACGGUCAGCAGCGCGGAAACGGACAUCUAAAAGUAACUGAAUUACCAGGACAGAAGGAUCUUGCCAAUCUGCGAUUGUAAAUUUAAAGUUUCCAGGUUGUUGUACAACAGAAGUUUGCUUAAUAUAAUACACAACUGUCUUGUUUGCUGUAACAGCUGGACAUGUAGCCUUACGGUUAAGUGCGGCAUGUGAUUUCAUGAGCGAAUUCAUUUUUGAAAAAUCUCACGAAACGAUGAAAAUAUAAAUGACUGCUCGUUUCAACCAAAUAAAACAAGUUUGCAUUUCAAUCUUUAUUGAUUAACAGAUGUUAAUAAUUGUUUCAAACCCAUGCUUGGUAUGAAAUAUUGUGGGUUUAUCCUAUAUGGUGCUACACUGAAAUGAAACAACAUUAAACCAUUGCUU
Messenger RNA from Hypomesus transpacificus, 1765 nucleotides. It is a transcript of the gene tmem187, whose product is annotated as transmembrane protein 187. The coding region runs from base 597 to 1403 and encodes 268 amino acids. Gene Ontology annotation, cellular component: transport vesicle. Lineage: Eukaryota; Metazoa; Chordata; Actinopteri; Osmeriformes; Osmeridae. The record is from RefSeq and is a predicted model, not a curated record. The transcript has a single exon.